This is a messenger RNA of Thamnophis sirtalis, 3995 nucleotides long. The record is from RefSeq and is a predicted model, not a curated record. NCBI's taxonomy places the organism in Eukaryota, Metazoa, Chordata, Lepidosauria, Squamata, Natricidae.
GAAUAAUCAAACUUGGGAAAUGGAAUCCUCUUCCCUUAACUUAUAUGACAGAUGCACCUGAUGCAACAGUGGCUGACAUGUUACAAGACGUCUACCAUGUUGUGACACUGAAAAUUCAAUUACAGAGUUGUUCAAAGCUAGAAGAUUUGCCAGCAGAACAGUGGAACCAUGCCACAGUCCGCAAUGCCUUAAAGGAAUUGCUCAAAGAGAUGAAUCAGAGCACAUUAGCCAAAGAAUGCCCUCUCUCCCAGAGUAUGAUAUCAUCCAUUGUAAAUAGCACGUAUUAUGCAAAUGUGUCAGCUACUAAGUGCCAGGAAUUUGGAAGAUGGUAUAAAAAGUACAAGAAAAUUAAAGUGGAACGAGUUGAAAGAGACAACCUGUCAGAAUAUUGUGUUCUUGGUCAACGUCCCAUGCACUUACCGAAUAUCAACCAGCUGGCAACUUUGGGCAAAACUAAUGAACAAUCUCCUCAUGGUCAAAUUCACCACAGUACUCCAAUCAGAAACCAAGUGCCAACGUUACAGCCAAUCAUGAGCCCUGGUCUUCUUACGCCUCAACUCAGCCCACAGCUUGUAAGGCAGCAAAUAGCAAUGGCCCAUUUGAUAAAUCAACAGAUUGCAGUAAGUCGGCUCCUGGCUCAUCAGCAUCCACAGGCAAUUAAUCAACAGUUUCUAAAUCAUCCACCUAUCCCUAGAACAGUCAAACCAGAACCAACAAAUUCAUCAGUGGAAGUAUCUCCAGAUAUCUACCAGCAAGUCAGGGAUGAGCUGAAAAGGGCCAGUGUCUCCCAGGCGGUCUUUGCAAGAGUGGCUUUCAAUCGCACGCAGGGAUUGCUAUCAGAGAUACUGCGUAAAGAAGAAGACCCUAGAACAGCUUCGCAAUCCCUCCUGGUAAAUCUGAGGGCAAUGCAGAAUUUCCUCAACCUACCUGAGACAGAGCGAGAUCGUAUAUAUCAGGAUGAGAGAGAGAGGAGUAUGAACCCCAAUGUGAGCAUGGUGUCUUCAGCUGCCAGCAGUCCAAGUUCCUCCAGAACCCCCCAGUGCCAUAAUAAAGAAGAUUCUGCUUCUUCGGGCCACAAAUCAUGGUGGAAUAAUUCAGAGCUUCUCCAAAUUGACCAGAGAACACAGGCCAAAACCUCAACACCGACAACAGACCUCCCCAUUAAGGUGGACGGAGCCAACAUCAACAUCACAGCUGCCAUUUAUGACGAGAUCCAACAGGAGAUGAAAAGGGCCAAGGUGUCACAGGCUCUGUUCGCCAAAGUAGCUGCCAACAAAAGCCAGGGUUGGCUGUGUGAGUUGUUGCGUUGGAAAGAAAACCCAAGCCCUGAAAAUCGAACACUUUGGGAAAAUCUGUGCACCAUUCGGCGAUUCUUGAAUCUUCCCCAACAUGAGAGGGAUCUCAUCUAUGAAGAAGAAUCUCGGCAUCAUCACAGCGAACGUAUGCAGCAUGUUGUCCAGCUUACUCCUGAGCCUGUACAGGUGCUUCAUAGACAGCAAUCUCAACCAGCAAAGGAAAACUCCCCACCAAGAGAAGAGGCUCCACCCCCAUCUGCAGAAGAUGCAUCUACAAAAAAGCCAAGAUCCCGUACUAAGAUUUCAUUAGAGGCUUUGGGUAUCCUUCAGAGUUUCAUCCAUGACGUUGGCCUUUAUCCAGACCAGGAGGCCAUCCACACUUUGUCUGCCCAGUUGGAUCUGCCCAAGCACACCAUCAUCAAAUUCUUCCAGAACCAGCGUUACCACGUAAAGCAUCAUGGGAAACUAAAAGAGCAUUUGGGCACCGUGGUGGAUGUGGCAGAGUAUAAAGAUGAGGAGCUGCUGACUGAGUCAGAGGAGAAUGACAGUGAGGAGGGUUCCGAGGAAAUGUACAAAGUGGAAACUGAAGAAGAGAAUUCAGAAAAAAACAAAGCAACUACUUCAGAGACUGAGCAGAGAUAAUGUGAAAAUAUCACAGGCAAAGCAAUACAUGGUUCCAAUAUUUUUUUUUUUUUUGCUUCUUUCAGAAAAAAAAAAAGUGUUUUGGAAUUUUCCAGUGUGCAAAGAAUAUGUGCAAAUUGAACAAUUAUUUUGCAUAGCUCAAUCAGACAUUCCCUUGUAACAGGCACUUGAGUGUUACACUUUUUAUGUUUUAUUGAGACAGUUAAUUGUAAUUCACAUAGGAUUACAUCAUUAUUAAUCUUGCACUUAAGAAAGGAUCCUCUAGUAAGCAAGUUACAGGAAGAAACAACUUAUGAAGGAAACAAUAACAGUGUGCAGAUGUGUGGUGUGUAUAUAAUAUGCACCAUAUGUAAGUGGAUUAUAUAUAUAUAAUCCACUUACAUACAUACGUACAUACAUACAUACACACACACAUACAUAUAUAUAUAUACAUAUAUAUGAAAUCUGCAUGGGAUGUAACUAAACUUUACAAUCAGAAAGUAUAGACUGUGAAAUCAGCUCGUUAAAAGAUGAGUCUUGUUUAUAUAAACCACUUCACAAUGAGUCGCUUUGGCUUUUAGAUAAAUUGCUGCCUGCUCUCAGGGUGUGGUUACUGUUUUGAAUAUCUAUUUAUUUUCUAUGUUUAUCCCUGAUUUUUUAAAUUAUUAGUAUGGCUUCCACUUUGGCAGCUUGAGGGGUAAUUUUUUGAGGUAUGCAUUUAAAAAAAAAAAAAUCCUAAAUCAACACUGCCAGAAAUAAUAAAACAGGGAGUGAGAAGAUGAGGGACAAAAUCAGGGCACCUUAAAAAUAAUUUUAAGCCAAGUAACUUCUAAACAAACUUUAGUACACAAUGCACAUUUAAAUUCACAGAGCAUGUUUUGUUCUAUAUUAUUUCUGUAGCAAACAGAUGGGUUUUCAUGGACUUUUCAGUGAAAGUUCGAUGCACAGUAGACUUGUCUCUUAAUGAAGUCUUCAUGAGCAGUUGCUUUACAAGAUUUAUUGUGUGGAUUUUUAUAUUGAGCCACAGUUUAUAGUGGUAUUGUUUUUCGAAUGCGCAAAUCAUCUACAUUGUUGUUGCACCACUUUUUAUUAAUUUCAGUGAGACUUGUGCAGCUGCAGUUCCUCCCUUGCUCCUUUAGUUUUUUGUCUGAUAUUGAUGUUAGGAAAAUUGUUGUUUAUAUAUGUUGAUGUUGCUUUUCAACAAAGUUUUUAUGAAUGAUUCUUUUUUUUAAAAAAAAAAAAAGCGAAUCACCGUUAUUUUGGGCACGUUUGACAUUAUUAGUCAGUCAGAGUCUGUUAGUUCUCCAGCGCUGAAUUUCCUUUCGUACCUCCUUUCGUUUUUGUUUUAUUAUGGCUGUACGACAUUUGGAGCUUUGCGUAUAAGGCUCAUUAUCUCAGUAAGGCAAAACUUUCAGCCAGCAGUCUCCCAAGGUAUGCUUUUCAUGUAGUGCGUGGCAAAGUUUGUGGGAACAAAUGUUCUAAACUUGCUGCACUUCUAGGCAGUGAGAAAAAAGGCCAGCAGUUUUUCAGUUUUCAGUCACUUCCUUGACUCCUUAACUGAAACCUUUUCCCAGUGACCUAGCAUAGCAAUUCCAUUACAUAAAGCAGAACUAAUGCUGACUGACUCUUCAAUAGUAUAAGCAUUAAAGCUGCAAUCUACUAUAGUUUCCAACCAAUUUUUUGAAGCCAUGGUUCUGAUACGAGCAGUCUUCAGUUCCUUGUCCACAUUCUAUUUUUGAAAGGGUAGUAUGACUUUCUAAGGGGUCUAGGUGGCUUUGCAGGCUUCUAACUUCCUUCUUGACAUGUGCUUUGUAACUUUUAACAAAGACCUCAUGCAAUAUCACUUGGAAAGCUAUUUUAUGUUCUUGCACAGGCAUUGUAAUAUAUAACUGUUAAUACUAUUUAUAUAUUUGAAAGGUAUAAAAGACAGUCAUUCAAACGAACCUCUGUAUAGAUAUUACUCAAAGCAUUAACAAUGUAACAGGGAGAUGACGACAUGUUGCAAUACAAGCUAAUUUUAGCUGCUCAGUAACCUCUAAAAGUUUCUAAAGGGGCUUCUCCAAAAUCAGUAUUUGACAU